Messenger RNA from Platichthys flesus (European flounder), 1573 nucleotides. RefSeq names its product KIAA1143 ortholog. The coding region runs from base 123 to 593 and encodes 156 amino acids. The record is from RefSeq and is a predicted model, not a curated record. NCBI's taxonomy places the organism in Eukaryota, Metazoa, Chordata, Actinopteri, Pleuronectiformes, Pleuronectidae. The transcript is spliced from 3 exons.
CCUCGAUACGCGCUUCACACAAAUCUUCUUGGAUUACUCGACACACGCUUUGAAGCCUCGACUCGGAAGGACACAGAUAUAUAUUUUAUCGCAUUUGUUGCCGUGCAAUUAACGGUUUUCCAAUGAAUAAAAAAAAGGUCAGUGGAGUGUCGUGGGUGAAACCAGCUGAACCCUCCUUUCUGAGGAAGUUUAAAAAUGAUGUUGGAUACAGAGACGGACCGACCGUUGAUACAAAGCGUGACAUGAUGCCAGUCCUGGAUAAUGACAGUGGGAGCGAUCGAGAGGAUGAGCUACCUCAAGUUGUGGUCCUUAAGGGUGGAGACCUGACGGCAGAGGAGGUGAAGAAGAUCAACGCUGAAAUGCAUACUGGUGGUGGUAGUGCAGAUAAGGACGAUGGACCUCCUCCCGGCGGUAAAAUAUUUUUCAAGAAACCAGCCAAGCGCUCGUCCUCGGACAAAUUCCAGGGGCUCACUGCCAGCUCCAACAAGAAGAAAAAGAGUGAUGAGGGAGAGAAGGAGAUGAAGCCUGGAAAGAAAGUAAAGAAUAACAGUCUUCUCUCAUUUGGAGGGGAUGAGGAGAAAGAUGAGGACUGAAAGACUUGUCAAUACAACAGAUUAGUCAAGGAGGUAUAGGGCCUGACCAAUGAGGAUUUUUGGGGUCAAUGUCAGAAUAUAAACAGAUGUCUGUAUCAUUCCUAGAUGUCAUUUUUCAACUCUUAUGACAAAGAAAUGGAUUUUGUGUUUUACAUUUUCACCAUAAAUUUGAUAAAAGACAAAUGUGAUCAUAAAUGCAACAUUUUCCCGCAUUAAUCAGUAAAACACUGAUAAGUAUGUGAAAGGCUAAUUUGUAUUGGUCCACUGAUAAAUCGGUCGGGCUCAACUUAAGUGAAAAUGUAUUGUUUACUUAAAGCAUCGAGAGCAGAGUUGACAUCUCUGGAGUUCAUCCACAGUAUGCAGCUAUUUCUCAGUACUGGGAAAACAACUGGUGUGGUGUGUCUGUUGUCGUUUUUAUGAGCAACUUUCAGAGACAUAAAUGACUAAAUGUAAACAAUUUCACAUAAGGAAGAAUUUCUUGCCCUUUGUUUUUGAAUCAGUCAUGUUAUUGUUGUUUGAGAAUAUAGUUUUGUGCAAGAUUCUUCCAACUGAACUUGGUGCAAUCAGGGACCCUCGGACAUCCACAUAUUGCCAUCUGGUAGGGUCUCUCCAUAGUUGUUUUCAAAUGAUGCAGGAUAAUUUGAAAAGAGGGAACCAGGUGACACUUGGUAGAUUACCUGGUUGAUAACUGGUAAUUAAAUAUAUUUAAUGAAAUUAAAAAAAAUCCACUUUUAUAUGUUUGGUAAAAAUGUAGCAUUAAAUUGGGCAACCUUCUGGUAGAGUCCAAACAUUUGAUGUUUUUUCUGUGUUUGACUUUGAGAGAGUAAAGUGACAGGACAUCUUGUCAUGUGGAUCUGACGGAGCAAUAUAAUCUCCUGCUGUGCAUAUCCAAUGUUUGUGGCUGUAAUGUUUUAAAUAUGAAAUAAUAAUAAUUUGUACUUGUAAACAAUAAUUUCCAUUUGAAUACAUCCCAAAUCAGA